This is a messenger RNA of Marmota flaviventris (yellow-bellied marmot), 1999 nucleotides long. RefSeq names its product ORMDL sphingolipid biosynthesis regulator 1 (gene Ormdl1). The record is from RefSeq and is a predicted model, not a curated record. Lineage: Eukaryota; Metazoa; Chordata; Mammalia; Rodentia; Sciuridae. Gene Ontology annotation, cellular component: endoplasmic reticulum membrane.
GGCAGACUUGGCUUUCGUAGCGUGAGCGUAAGCUGAGGUUGCCGCUGGGUUACUCUUGCGCCGUGCGGGUCGCCGGGAACCGGGCGGCGGAGCAAACAUGAAUGUUGGAGUUGCCCACAGUGAAGUGAAUCCAAAUACCCGUGUAAUGAACAGCCGGGGUAUGUGGCUGACAUAUGCAUUGGGAGUUGGCUUGCUCCAUAUUGUCUUACUCAGCAUUCCUUUCUUCAGUGUUCCUGUUGCUUGGACCUUAACAAAUAUUAUACAUAAUCUGGGGAUGUAUGUAUUUUUGCAUGCAGUAAAAGGAACACCUUUUGAAACUCCUGACCAAGGUAAAGCAAGGCUCCUAACUCAUUGGGAACAACUGGACUAUGGAGUACAGUUUACAUCUUCACGGAAGUUUUUCACAAUUUCUCCAAUAAUUCUAUAUUUUCUGGCAAGUUUCUAUACGAAGUAUGAUUCAACUCACUUCAUCCUAAACACAGCUUCUCUUCUGAGUGUGCUUAUUCCCAAAAUGCCCCAACUACAUGGUGUUCGGAUCUUUGGAAUUAAUAAGUAUUGAAAUGUUUGAAACUGAACAAAAUUUUUACAGCUACUGAGUUUCCUGUAAGGAAGGAGUAGUUGGUAAACUGCACUGUUUCUGUGAUAAUGUGAAAUGAGAGGUAUCUACAUCAGAGGACCAAUUGCUGGUUCUUCAGAUGCUGUCUUGAAGUGCAGAAUCCUACUAAAUGAUGCCUCUGUUUAAUACAUCUGGUAUAUUUUGGAAGAAAGGCUUUAUAGGCAGGCUGGGCAGGCCCAGCGUAUAAGUUAAUUGCAGUAUAGUGAGGGUGUAGUAGAUAAAUCCAAGGAAGUAAGAUAUUUGUAAGAAACUAGGACCGGCUUAAUUAUAAUGAUGGGCACGACAUGAGGAAAAGAAAAUUUUCAGUCCUUCAGUGACAAUUAGUUUAGGCAGACUUAACAUGUAAAUCGGAAUCAUCUCUAUAAGUUUAUUAUAGAUUACUUUUAUUACCAUAUAUAUUUCUCUUAUGUAAGAGGAUAUAUACUUAUUUUGUACAAACCAGUUUCUUAUGAAUUAUCUUAUGAGUGUGGCGUUUUUUGUUUUUGUUUUUUUGCUGGCUCAGUAUUAUGUGUUGAUAGAUGAAAUUAUUUUUGCAUUUAUUAUAUUACAUAGUUUUUGAAGGUCCACCUUCAUGACUGAUGCUGGAAGAUACCAUCUGAGUCAGCAUUCUAAUUUUGGAACAAAACAGAUUUACUUGGUUUUCCAGACACAAGGCUGCUAAUAAACCAGUUAAAAUAAUUUAUUUCAAGAAGUUAAAGUACAGGGUUGUUUAUAGGUGCCUGUUUUUUAGGUUUAAGAAACUUAAUUGGUAAAGUCUGUCAUUCCUUAGAAAAGGAAAUAUAAAAUGGACAGCUACAUAGCUACCUGUGGUCUAGCAGUAACUGCUUCUCUAGCCAUAGUACCAAAGUAAGUAAUAGAUAUUUUGUUUUAGCAGGUCUGUAGUAAAAGAUAAGAUUGUCUUUCCUUAGUCCUGCUCUCAGCCCCUAUAGUUUGCUUGUUAAUAUUUUUACUUUAAACACAUGAGUCUUAGUAUAGGUAACUCUAAAUGGUAACUAUUUAGAGUAGUGAUUAUAUUGAAUUCUUGUGACUUAGGGAAGUUACCUAUAGUUGCUAACAUUAAUUGCAAGAAAAAACUAUACUUGAGAAGCAAUCACAUUUAAAAAAGAAACAAACAAACAGAAAAACAAAGUUCUGAUAAAUGAUAAAACUGAAAAACUGAGUAAUACAUAUAAACAAAAUUGAGUGAAAGGAGUUUUUGAUCAACUUAAAGAUCAAUCUCUGUCAACAAACUGACUUUUCAGGUUAGUGAUCAUUGUUUUGUAUUUCAAAAGUAUUGAGUUUAGAAAUCAGUUGUAUGAUACUGCCUUUGUAUAUUUGUCUUAUGUAUUUUUAAAUAACUGGUAAUCUAUACUUUAAUAAAAUUUUUUCCUUGGUGUAAGAUUA